This is a messenger RNA of Coffea arabica (coffee), 1230 nucleotides long. Its product is annotated as ras-related protein RHN1-like. Gene Ontology annotation, molecular function: GTPase activity; GTP binding. The record is from RefSeq and is a predicted model, not a curated record. Lineage: Eukaryota; Viridiplantae; Streptophyta; Magnoliopsida; Gentianales; Rubiaceae.
UUAGAGCUGCUUUGCAUCUUAAGAACCAUUCAUUUUGAUGCUGGGGUUCUUCAGUGCAUCGAACAAACUAGAACACAAGUUAGCAAUACAAGAGGAGACUAAAUUAGGAGACAACUCACUCAGGGUCACUGGGGCUGUGGGAGUAGAGGCAAAAAAUGCUUUACUAAUAGUUUCUGUUCAGUUUCUGGAAAAAGAGCCUAAAUUGGAAAUGGGCUGAGCACCCAAAGUCAGUUAAAUCCUAUGAUAAUGCUAACGGUCAGUCAAAGUAGUUAAUGUCGCAUAGCUUCAAACCUACCAUUCUCAAUUCUAUCUUCAUACUUGGUCUCUCAUUGCAGUUUUCAGAGCGUAAUAUUUCAUGUGUUACACUAUGACUCAAAGCAUCAAAUAACUGCAAGAAUACAUGACAUUUACUGGUUCAUUGAUUGAUAGUAACAUUUCCAUCGGAAAAGAAAGAUCAAAUCUUUAAUGGCAAGACCUGGCAACAAGAUCAUCCAUGCCAAGAUGGUACUAGUCGGGGACAUGGGAACUGGAAAAACCAGCUUGGUCCUGAGAUUUGUAAAAGGUCAAUUUUUUCAGCACCAGGAACCCACUGUUGGUGCUGCUUUCUUUACUCAAAUAUUGUCUUUGCCUGAGGCCACUUUGAAAUUUGAUAUAUGGGACACUGCUGGACAGGAAAGAUACCAUAGCUUAGCUCCAAUGUAUUACCGGGGUGCAGCAGCAGCCAUUGUUGUCUAUGACAUCACAAGCAUGGACACCUUUUUACGUGCAAAAAAGUGGGUCGAAGAAUUAAAAAGACAAGGUAAUCCGAAUCUCGUGAUGGCUUUGGUGGCAAAUAAACAAGAUUUGGAACCCAAUAGGGAGGUCAACUUUGAGGAAGGCGAGCAAUUCUCAGAAGAAAAUGGGAUGUUCUUCACAGAAACAUCAGCAAAAACUGCCCUUAAUAUCAACGAGCUCUUUUAUGAAAUGGCAAAACGAUUGGCAAAAGCAGCGCCUUUGCAGCCAACAGGAAUACGUCUGCAAAGCAACACACGGAGUCGGAGAGCCUUUUUUUGUUGCUCCCGAUGACAUUUAUUUUGUUUCUGCUGUCAUGAAGAGCAAUCCAUUUCAACCCCAUGCUUUUUAAUGUUGAAAGCUGUUGAUCGCUGUAUUGAAGAACCAUGUCAAAACUCGGCAUUGUUGACUGAUAAGAAUUUAAUUUUGAUACAUUAUCUGAUUUUUGUUUGGUGCUGA